Messenger RNA from Closterium sp. NIES-65, 669 nucleotides. Lineage: Eukaryota; Viridiplantae; Streptophyta; Zygnematophyceae; Desmidiales; Closteriaceae. The record is from the annotation of a GenBank genome assembly.
AUGCUCCGCCACACGAUUUUCCUCUCCCUCACCUCCCUCUGCCUGGAGGCCUCUCACCGCCUCUUGGUGCCGACGCCGCGGCGUUGUCCAUCAGCAUCUCUCAAGUCGUCCCAGCAGCUAUCGUCCGUGCCCGCUGAGUCGGCGCCGUCAACGCCAUUGGCUCCUCCACCUCCUCCCGCCAUCCCGGUGACUCAAUCUCCCCCGGCAGCGCGUGCGCCACCUCCUCCGGCUCCCCCGUCGCAGGCGGCCGCGGUUGGGGCACCUCUUGUGCUUCCUGCCGUGGUGCCGCCCACCCCGUCUGCAAGUUCCCCUGGUGAUCCUCCUCAGCGGCUACAUCCUCUGAUUCCACUCGACCCCUCCCCUGUCGCUCGAUUCCCUCCUCCUCGUUGCCAUUCUCCUCCGCUUCCUCCCAACGCACCUGAUCCUGAAGACGACGAGGCGUGGUGGAACGGCGAUUCGUGGGAGUCUCCUCCCCAGUUCGGAACGUUGUGGGGUCGGGACUGGGACAUCCGGUCCGAUUUCGUUCUGGACGUGCUUCGCUGGGAGUGGCGCAUGAUCGGGGUUGGCGAGUGUCUCUCCCAUGUUGCGACCGCACUGGAGCAGUUGCAUGCUAGUCUGGAGGCGCGGAAUCUAGUCCUCCGAGAUCCCCAGCUGACGGAGCCCCAAUAG